This is a messenger RNA of Diorhabda sublineata, 840 nucleotides long. RefSeq lists its product as uncharacterized. The record is from RefSeq and is a predicted model, not a curated record. The coding region runs from base 349 to 765 and encodes 138 amino acids. The transcript is spliced from 3 exons. NCBI's taxonomy places the organism in Eukaryota, Metazoa, Arthropoda, Insecta, Coleoptera, Chrysomelidae. Gene Ontology annotation, molecular function: protein binding.
AGUUUAUUUUUUGAUUCCUGAUUAUUUUUAGUUUUAUGACGGCAUUUUCAUUCCAUUCCACAAUGCGGGAGUGAGUAGACAUCGCAAACUCUAUAACUGAGAACUGAUUCAUAUUAACGCAGUCACACAAAACAUCGAAUUGUAAUCAAAACUUAUCGAAAACUUGUUCUAGUGUCCAAUUCGACUAAUUGAAGAAAAUAUAAUUACAUCGGUGCUUUGAAGUUACGUGAUAAAAUGAUAAUGGUUGUGCAGGUCUAAGACUUAGGAUCAUCAAAAUAAUGUUAAGCUUGCUUGUGUAACAAAAAGAUUCAUUUUUUUACUGGAGAUCCAAAAUAGAUACAAACAAGAAUGGAAUUUCUUUCGGGAUUUAAAGAAGAAAUGAACGGCGAUAACUACAAAAUAAGAUAUGGAACCAAAAUUCAAAGAACGGGAAAAAUAUUUUCAUACACAUUUUGGAGAACUGAAUGCGAGGGAGAGGUCUUUUGGAGCGUUCAAGGAAACAAUAAUGACGGAUCAACGUUCAUACUAACUCAAUAUUUCGGACCCGAAGAAGAAGCCAAAAGGUAUCAACAGGAGAUCACAUUGCACCAUCCAGAAGAAAAAAAGAUAAAAAUGAUCUAUUAUGCGUCUUGCGUGAAUGGUAUGAAUUGUGUUAAUGUGUCUAGAACCAUAGUACAUCAUUUUAAAGACAGGCAAAACGUGCUUCACUUUGAGUUUCGAAUAGUGAAAUUAAAGAGGAGGCCGUAUCCACAAAGAAUGUUGUAACUACUGUAAAUAAUUUUUUUAUUUUACAAUAUUGUUCAAUUUAUAGGAAGGUAAUAUAAUUUUUUCAUCGGUGUA